Molecule: messenger RNA, 423 nt
Organism: Pseudopodoces humilis (Tibetan ground-tit)
Lineage: Eukaryota; Metazoa; Chordata; Aves; Passeriformes; Paridae
Source: RefSeq, a predicted model, not a curated record
AUGUCUGGACAUGGAAAGAAAAAAGUAGUGGCUGGCAACCCUAGAAGUGCAUCAAAGAAAAGCAAAUCAGCCAAGGCAGGUCUGCAGUUCCCCGUGGGCCGUAUCUACAGACUGCUCCGAAGAGGGAAGUAUGCUCAUAGGAUUGGUUCUGGUGCUGCCAUCUACCUGGCUGCAGUGAUGGAGUACAUGGCAGCAGAGGUCCUGGAGCUGGCAGGGAAUGCUGCACGUGAAAACAAGAAGACUCGGAUCCUGCCCAGGCACAUUCAGCUGGCUGUGAGAAACGAUGAUGAGCUGAACAAGUUCUUUGCCUGUGUGACCAUUCCUCAAGGCGGGGUUAUGCCUAAUAUCCUUUCUCAGCUCCUUCCGAAGAAAACCAGUAGAAAUGUUUCUUCUUCUCAAGAAUAUGGUGGUGGUAGCCAGUGA